AUGAUGAUCACAAUAUAUGGGUUACCUGCUACUAUUAAGUAUCAGGAUUUGAAGGCGUUAAUUAGUCGGGAAUGCAAUAUUAGCGACUUUAUAUUGGACUAUCUCGUCAGUGAUGGUGAUGGAACUAAGAAAGUUAGAGUCGGCUUAGCUGACGAUGUGGAAGGAAAUCACUUGAUGAAAUAUUUAGACGGCUAUCGUUUAUCUGGGCAUGUCUUAAAACUUGUACCGGUUGGAAAAUCCGCUCCCGCAAACACUCAACAACAGACCUAUCCACCAAGGGGUAAUUUUUCACAUAACAACUAUCCCAAUCAGACUGCUAAAACGGCAGAGCCCAAAACAUCUUGGACGGGAAAUCAGUGGACAGCAAAUCCCGUUCAAAAUACAUACAAUUACCAACAGCCACAAGCUUUAAACACUCAAUAUGCACAAUCUCAAUCAACUCAGCCGGCCAAGCAAUUUGAUUCUCGUGAGAUUUCAACUGCAAAUCGUACACAGUCACAAACUAAUGUAUCACAGAACUAUAAUUAUCCAAGUAAAACUAACUUGAUAAGUUUGGGGCCACAUAGAAACGUGACGUCACUUCCGUCGAAUGUUCCAGAAGCUUCUAAUCGUAACCAAGCGAACAGAUAUCCGGUUUACGAAGAACCUGACAAACCCGUAUUGAUUAUGAAGGAGAACUUCCGAGGUCCACAAUCAAAUCAAUUCGUCAACACGCAGACGGCUAAUUAUCCUAAUCAAUCGUGGUCGGGACAGGUACAAAAACCAUAUGAGAAGAAUUCACAAACAUUUGACAAAAAAUAUAAUGACAGAAAAUAUCCUCCAAACCAAACAGCCACGGAAGUAAAUAAAGAUAGUUUUAAAUAUGAUCGAUCGGGAUAUCAGAAAUAUUCGGGUGAGAGACGGAAUUCACCUAACAGACAGAUAGAUCGUCCAAACGUUCGGAACAUUGAACGGCAAUCCGAUCGAAAUAUCCGACCAACCGAUCGAGAUUACGAUCGCUCAUCCGACCGGCAUAUCCGACCAGCCGACCGGAAUAUAGAUCGAUCAGACAGACAUGUAGAUAGAUCUGGUCGGAAUAUCGAUCGGCCUGAAGGGAAUAUUAUAUCAAAUCGGAACGCUGAUAGACCGUAUGGACGUGAUGAUCGACCAGUCGACCGAAAUAUCGAUAAGCCAUCAGUUAUACCAAGAAUAUCGCCAACAAGACAAAGGCAAACGCCAGUAUCUAGAAUCGAUGAUAGAUUUUCACCAAGUAGAAAUCGUCAAGCAUCACCACGAAGAAGAUUAUCUCCAUUAACAAGGAAAGAAGAAUACGCUAGUAGAAGACCUUCCCCUCCAACAAUAACACCAGUGGAGAGACAUGCAAGUCGACAAUCUCCAACAAGGCAAGCCGGAUAUUCACCACGUCGUACGGACAAGUCGAGGGAAUUUAACGAAAAUAGAGUAAAAGAUGUGCGACCGGCGUAUGAACCGCAAGCGUCAAAAGCAGCUAUGUACUCAGGUGGUUAUCGUCCAAACGUCCCAGUGGACGUACAAUAUCCGAGAAAAGAUUGGAAAGAUAGGGAAAAACAGUUUUCACCAAAAAAUGUCAUCGAGGAUAGGAGAGAUGUAGUCAGGAUGCAGAACUUUGAUAUACCAAGAGCAUCUGAACAACAGAGGAUUGAGGAAGAAAAGAAGCGAUCGCAAUCACGUCAUUCAAGAUCUCCGCGGAGAGAGAGAUCUCCGAGGAGAGAGAAGUCUCCGAGGAGAGAGAAGUCUCCGGCCCGUCAUAGGAGACAGUCACCAUCACGUUCGCCUCGCAGAGCUUGGGCGCUUGAGAAACGACGCAGUCCUGAAGGACGCGAACCACCACCACCUCCAGCGUGGCCCGGACAAGAUGUAGGGGAAGAAUAUCAGAAAAGAUCGAAACUAACAGACAGAGAUAUUAUCGAGAAAGUUCCGGUGUGGGAGAAUAAAAAGCCCGACAAUUACACUAAAACUGACAGACGAAAUUACGACGAGCAGAGAAAUAGGAAGGAAGUGUCUAAAUGGAAACCUGUUCCACCGGUUGCUACGGAAGAAAAUACUCGUUUUGUGGAUGAUGACCGAUAUAGAAAAAGUGGUAAAUAUGCCAGAAAAGAACCAGAAAGAAAACGCAAUUUGAGCCGCGAUGAUGAAAGCAAAUCAUAUUCUGAAAGACAUGAGAAAGAUCUCUCACGAGCAGAUCGCGAUGGCGCUCGUUAUAAAUCUGAUUUUGCUCGUGAAGAAUUUGCUGGAAGAAUAGAAGAAAAAAAGAAAGAAAUAUUACACAAACAGCAACAAUUGCAAAAAGAGAUAGACGAAGUUUAUAAAAGGGCUGUAGAUUUUACAAAAAAAGCUGAAAUGUUCAAGAAAGGUGAAAUGGAUAAAGAUUAUCAUUUCAAAGAAGAACGUCGUCGAGAUGAUAGGGAAUAUGAAGAACGUCACUACUCGUACGAAGAAAAUCGACGUGGCCGUAAUACAGACAGACCCAAUGAACAUAAGACUAGCAGUUUUGGAAAAUCUCGUGAUCCUGAAGAUUUCGAAAGAAAAUUUGGCGUGAAUGCAGCUGUCAAAAUAAAGAGACUAAAAGCCACUGACGAAAUAUCUGACAAAAUACUUCAACAGUUCGCUGUAAAUAUACCCCCAGAUUCCAGAAAAAGGGUCAGUGAAGAGUUAAAGCUAUCUGUAGCGAAGAUAUUAUUGGACAUGUUCGGUGAUAAGGACGUUUCUUUUAUAGAGAUGUUAGUUAAAUUUAAUGCUAGGCAUACACAGAAGGACGAAGAGAGAAUUUUCGAAGAUGUUAUGUCUUGUUUGCCAAGUCACUUCAGAACUAUAAAAAGAUCUGCCCAAGAUGAUUCAGGGAUACCUGCUAAAGUGUCUAGACGCUCUGCUGACUUAGAAACAGAUUGGAAUUAUGGUCAUUUAAGUAGUAUGAUACCGGGAAGUGUCAUGGUUGAUCCGGCAUUAACGCAAAUGGCUGCGUCGGGUUUAUUAUUGAACACUCCAAUCGUGGUCCCUAUUACUACGCAAUUCCCAAUAAUUCCAGUGUACCCGGAACCGGCUAAUAUAAAAGAAGAGAAAGAUAGUGAUUGUCACACAUUAUAUCUGUGCAAAGAUAAUUUUCAGAUUAUCACCGAAAAUGAGGUUGCUCAAGUUAAGAAUUUCUUGAUCCAGCAACUGAUCAAAGUUACAGAAACAUCCCAAGGUUGGGCGCCAGACUUCACUUUCAGUAAUCAGCGUAACACACAUCGUCAUGAAGUGUUCACUCGCGACCAACGCUCCAAGGAAUGGCUUUUGAACCUAGAUUUCAAUUUAUUCACUGAAUUCAAGGUUUUAGUUUACACUUCAGAGGAAUUGUGGUACGAACGUGCCGCUAUAUGGCUACCGGAUCAUUCAAGGCAUCGCAAAUUCGGUCCGCUGACCAAACUUAAGCUACAGAACAGAAAAUUAGAUGGUGUUAAUAUAGAUAAGUGGAAGUUCAUAAAGGGAAUAAUCACUUCUAACGGUACACGUAUAUAUGUGGAUAUGCCGCCGUCUUCCGCGCGUGUUUUAGAGACACACAAUAAUUUGUUGAGUUAUGAAUUACAGAAGGUUAGCGUUUUUUUUAAAGCCGUUGCGAUAGAUAAGAACGCUUUCGAUGCUGGUAUGAACGAGCCGUCCAAAGAGAUUCCGCCUAACCCAUCCUCCUUGCCUAUGCCGUCUCUUGGCAAAGAUCCGAGAAUUAUUAAAUUUGCCAGUAAAGGCAAUAAAUCAUACAAUGUCGCGAUGGCGAGGAAAAUAAAGGAUAUGAUAUUGUUUAAACUAUAUAAAUACCACGAGCUAGAAGGCAAAAGUAGAACCGAUUUUGUGAAAUACGGUUUCUGCCAGCCAGGUUACUUUGGUAUUUUACCAGAAAAUGAAGAAUCCAAAAGAUGGCUGAUCUCUUUAGAUAUACCAAAAAUUAAUCGUCAACAAAUAGUUAUUUUAGGAGCUGGUGAUAUGAAAGUAAGAUUUUUUCGAAUGACUAUCCUUAUGCCGAAACUUUACAAUCUCAAAGAAGCUCUCGUUUUAGAACGCUUGCGUCAAAGCAAUCAAGGGGUUAAGGGUAUCAAUUUUAGUAUGUGGAGAAAUCUGAAGCUUAUAAUAUCGAGAAAGCAAGAAAGCGUUUGGCUUGAAGUUGAUAUGGAUUUGGAAUCUAUUGAGACUUUAUCUAAAAUGAACUACCAACUCGAUUAUGCAGCUAACGGUCAUAUUAAGACUUUGAAAGUUCAGUCGCGGUUUUCACAAGACCGUUUGGAAGAAAUUAUUAUGCAAUGUAAAGACGAACUCAUAGAUUCGUAUGAUGUUCACAAUAUGGACUUAGCGUCGGAUGCAGAAGAGGGCAUCGUAUGUUUAGAUUAG
This is a messenger RNA of Danaus chrysippus (African queen), 4377 nucleotides long. The record is from the annotation of a GenBank genome assembly. NCBI's taxonomy places the organism in Eukaryota, Metazoa, Arthropoda, Insecta, Lepidoptera, Nymphalidae.